This is a messenger RNA of Zasmidium cellare ATCC 36951, 378 nucleotides long. RefSeq lists its product as uncharacterized. Bases 1 to 378 code for a protein of 125 amino acids. The record is from RefSeq and is a predicted model, not a curated record. NCBI's taxonomy places the organism in Eukaryota, Fungi, Ascomycota, Dothideomycetes, Mycosphaerellales, Mycosphaerellaceae. The transcript is spliced from 3 exons.
AUGACGGGCGAGACGUACAUCAAGCGAUUGACCAUGUUCAAAAUCCCCAAGGAGGAGGAUGUUGAGAAGGUACUUAAGGCUUAUGAGGUCUUGAGGAGUGAUGCGAAAAGGGCAAGUCUCUGGCGAGUCCCUUUGUCGCUGUUGGAUGGCAAACCAUAUGUUGUUUCCAAUACCGCUCGUAAGAUCCUCAAUUCUUCAGCGCCGAUAAGCGAGGGCUUUACGGUGGCCUCGCAGUCGAUCUUCAAGACGCACGAAGAUCAUGACUUUUACGACAAGGAGUGUCCGGCGCAUAAGAAGCUGAAGGAGACGACUGGUCCAGCGAAGACGGGUGUUAUAACAAUCGUGACGGAGGGUCAAUGGCCUGAACCAAGGCUGUAA